AUGCUCGAAGCACUGGUUGCCAUCGGCCUUGCUGGCAAUGUGAUCCAGUUUGUUCAAUACGCGGGCGAAAUGAUAUCGCAAGCCAACGCUAUUCGCAAAAGUGGCAGUCCAUCGUCGCUUCCCGACCUCAGAAAGCUCACGGAAAGCUUGACAAAGCAAGCUUGUAUCAUUGAAGGCCACCUUGAAGCACUUAAUGCUUCUCAAUCAAUUACCAACGAGGGCAACGCUGCAACUCCUCGUUCCCAGGAAGAUCAGCAUCUCCUCGAUGUGGCCUUGGACUGUCGCAAGACUGGAGAUAAAUUCCUAGCCUACCUCGAUACUCUCUUCGAUCCUACAGCCUCACGAAACAUAAUUCGAAGCGCAAAGUUGAGCGUCAAGUUCAAAUGGGCGCAGCAUAGAAUCGACGAGUUCGCAUCAAAGCUGGACAAGUUUCGCAGUGUCCUAAGUCUAGCAACGAUCCUUGCCCUUCGAGUAAAGACAGACGACCACAAUCAAGUAAUACUAGAGCAUCUGCAGGCGCUAAAGACGGAUAGCCAAGGACGAGUUCUCCAAGGGUCUGAAGGCACAAGGGCCCUACAGGCCCUCGUCGACAUCAUACAGUUACAGUCGGGGCCGCGGUUAGAUACCAUUCAAUCUGAGAUAGAGAAGUGCCUGAAGAAGAUAGAUGAUUUGAGAAGGAAACUGCCUCACACCGCAGAGGAUGACAUUCUGCGAUGGCUCAACUUUCGUCAAAUGUCAUGGCGAUACGAAGAAGUCCCAUUACCAUACCAGCAAACGUUUCAAUGGAUCUUUCAGCCAAGUCGCGACGGUUUAUGGGACGAUUUCAACGCUCAUCUCACCCACCAGAAUACUGUUCUCCCAUACUGGAUCAACGGCAAGGCAGGCAGUGGAAAAUCGACUCUUAUGAAAUUCGUAGUCGAUGAUUGUCGAACAGAGGAAGCGCUGAGAAGAUGGGCUGGCGACAAACAGCUCCUUGUUGUUAACUUCUUCUUCUGGAACUUGGGGACGCUCUUGCCAAAGAGCAAUGUUGGCAUGCUACGGUCUUUGAUUCAUAGCGUGCUUGAGAAGUACCCUGAACUCAUUCCUGCAGUAUUACCAGAGCUGUAUCGUUCUUGGAAAGACUCUGGACCAAACUCUGAUGCUGAUCGCGAGCCCUCUCAAAUUGAGAUUAAAAAGGCAUUCGACCUAUUGACGUCGAAAACGUCAGGAUUUCUCAAGUUGUGCAUCUUCAUCGACGGCAUCGACGAAUUCGAAGGAGAUCACAAAGAGAUGUCCAUGUUCUUGAUCUCACUAGCGGCCGGUGGAAUCAAGGUUGUCGUCUCAGGUCGCCCAAUUAGCGCUUGUAUAAAUUCUUUCCGCGAUUGUCCUACCCUGAGAUUGCAAGAUCUCACAAAACCCGACAUGGAGCUCUACGUGAAAGGUAAUUUGUCUUCGCAUAGGUCGAUGGUGGAGCUUAUCCAGAGAUUUCCUCAGCAUGCAAACGAUAUAGUCAAUGAGAUCAAGACCAAAGCGACAGGUGUUUUCCUUUGGGUCAAAAUUGUUGUCCGACUCCUGGUCGAUGGAUUAGAAGAAGGCGAUGAUAUCGCCGACCUCCAGAAUAAACUUCGACAGCUCCCUCCGGACCUGAGAGAUCUGUAUAUACGCAUGAUGGGGAAGAUGCAGCCUGAGCAUCAAGCACAAGCGGCUGAGAUAUUUCAACUUUUCCACGCAUGGAACUUGUCAAUCGUGGACCAACCACUCCGUACACUUGUCAUGUCCUUGGCAAUGCAACCGCCAUCUGAAGCUUUAGGCCGUAAGGUUGAGCCUCUUGAAACCGACACAAUCCAGUGGCUUUGUCAAAAUGCAGAAGCGCGUAUUCGUAGCCGAUGCUGCGGACUAAUUGAAGUCCACAAGAAAGUAAGAGAAACCUGUCUAAAUGAUUCUUCAGCAACGCCUUCGUAUAAUCAAGCUCCCAAGGCAGGGUUGCAUUAUCUUGUCUCAGAUGUUGACACGGAAUCAACCAUUGAAUUUUUGCACCGAACAGUUGCAGAAUUCCUCAUUUCUGGCGACGUGUGGAACGAAAUUUGCGAGAUGACGAAGAACUCAACUUUCAACGCAUACUUCAACUUCGCUUGUGGGUGUCUCUCCUUAUUGAAGACACAAGAUGUUCACCUCAGCCCUUCCUUGUACACACAUCUCGAUAACAUCAUGGCAAUCUGUCGAAGAUCAACGUCAAUUUCGGAUCGUGAUCUAGGUCAAAUCUACGACUCUAUAGAGAGUACCAUGCAACAACACCAGUUCCAGUGUUAUGAAUCGCGAGAACCCUUCUACAGUUCAUUGCAUUGGUCGGCGGACUUGUUGCUUGUAACUACAGUUCCCACCUCUAACCAAUCAGUGCGAUCUGCGGCAAACGCCUUUAAUCUUGCUGCAAGACUGGCUCUCUGUCAGUAUCUCAAGGCAUUCUGUAAUUUUAACGACUUGCCUUAUCUUUCCAGAUUUUGUAUGGUCCUACAUGCUAUGGAAACUUGGAAAAUCUCUACGGUUUCUCUCUGUGACCGUUCCGAUAUGUUACUCUUCCUUCUUGAGAAUGCUGCCAAACCAGAAGAUUCAGGCCCAGAUUCACGCCUUGAUACCAAUCUGUGGGCAGUUGCAUACACGAUCUGCUCUGAAUUAUUGGAGGAUAACAAACAUGUGGAAGCCGCCGAGCUGGUGAGAAUUUUUCUCGUAAAAGCUCGCUCUCGACGCUCUCUUAUGGCAACAAAGGUUGGAGAGGUUGGAAUCCUCUAUCCCUCGACUCUCAUUAGGAGAAUAAAAUCCUUUGAAAAAACUCUUGGGACCGAACUUGAAGAGCUCAGGGCUUCCAAGGGUCCUGCUCGUGGACUGUCGCGAUAUUUCAGGGAUAUGGUAGCUGCAGAAUCCGCCAAAAGCAGCGCCGGCUCGUAUAUUUCUACUUCGCAGAACCGUACUACUCCCAACAACCCAGACUUCAAGCUACCAUCAGUGUUCUCGACGAAGAUAGAUACUUCGCGGAGAGCGGGAAGUCCGAGGAACAGACGCGGAAAUAAGUUCAAAAUCCAGCACGACUGCACGUCAAGUCGAAUUCUUCACAACGGUGGUCCAAUCAAUACUGCAUUCAACAAUACCGCCAUUACGCCAUCUUCGGAGGCAUAUGUAGUACCUCCAAUCUGCCCUUUUGGAGACCACAAUAAGUCUCAGUUCACCUACGACCCCAUACACUCGAAUCAAAUGUAUCAACAGUUUCCUAUGCAGCAGUCUCAGCACCACAAACAUCAGUACAAUAUGUCGUUCAGUUCAUCACAAUUUCCCAAUAGCUUCUCUCCUUUCACGGUUCACCAGCCAAGACAGACUCCUCACAUGACCCCAAAUAUGUCUCCACAUACCACCAUUCAGUUUUCCAAUCAAAUGCAGCAGCAGCAGCAGAUGAAAACACCCAUCAACGCACCAACAGAACCUUCAUCACAUCGUCGUAAACGAUUAGCACCUUCCAGCAUGGGGAAGGGACCUCCAACUCCAAUAUAUCCUCUCGAGCAACAAGUAUCAGAUCUGUCUCCACAGACCACAAUUCAAAUGCAACAGCAGCAGAUGAAAGCACCCAUCAACGCACCAACAGAACCCUCAUCACAUCGUCGUAAGAGAUUAGUCCUUUCCGAUAUGAUCAAUGGACCUCCACGCAAACAGCGCUUCGUGCCCACUACACAAUCACGAUAG
This is a messenger RNA of Mollisia scopiformis, 3708 nucleotides long. RefSeq lists its product as uncharacterized. The transcript is spliced from 3 exons. The coding region runs from base 1 to 3708 and encodes 1235 amino acids. Lineage: Eukaryota; Fungi; Ascomycota; Leotiomycetes; Helotiales; Mollisiaceae. The record is from RefSeq and is a predicted model, not a curated record.